UCUCAUUCCUUACACACAAAUUCACCACUCAAUUCAAAAACACAUCAAACAAGCUAUGAACACCCCUAUACAAGUUUUCAAUUCUUACGACCGUCAGGCCGAUCUCGAAGCUUUCCACAAUACCAAAUUGGGAGUGAAAGGUUUGGCGGAUGCCGGCGUUUCCCAACUCCCAAGAAUCUUCUGCCACGACAAUCAAUCGGCGGCGUCCCUUAUCUCUUCCCCUGCAGCUGCGGCGGAGGAGAAAUUAGCAGGUAAAACAGACGCCAAGAAUUUAACAAUCCCCGUUAUCGAUCUACAAGAUUCUCACAAAAACAGAGUAAAAAUAAUAAACGAAAUCAAAGACGCUUGUAAGAAUUGGGGAUUCUUUCAAAUCCUCAACCAUGGGGUUCCAUUAAGCGUAAUGAAGGAGAUGAUGGCCGGAAUCCGGCGGUUUCACGAGCAAGAAGAGGAAAUGAAGAAGGAUCUGUACUCGAGAGAUUUCCAGAGGAAGAUACUUUUCAAUACGAAUUUUGAUUUGUUCAAAGGGGUGUCGACGAAUUGGAGGGACACGUUGACGGUGGUGGUGGCACCGCGUGGGGUGGAGGAGGAGGAGAUACCGGAAGUAUCGAGGGAGGCGAUAGUGGAAUAUUCGAGAAUGGUGAAGGAAUUGGGGGAUAUUUUACUUGAAUAUUUAGGGGAGGGAUUAGGAGUGGGGAGUAAUCGGUUGAAGGAAUUGGGUUGUGGAGAUGGAAUGGUAAUGUUCUGUCAUUACUAUCCGCCGUGCCCACAGCCGGAAAUGACAUGGGGAACCACAGAUCAUACGGAUAGUAGUUUUUUGACGGUGCUUUUGCAGGAUGAGUUGGGUGGACUUCAAGUCCGCCAUGAGGAUCGCUGGGUUGAUGUUCAUCCCAUCGAAGGAGCUUUUGUUGUUAACAUGGGCGAUUUCAUGCAGCUGAUGUCAAAUGAUACGUUCCUAAGUGUGAAUCAUAGGGUUUUAGCAAAUAAGAGAGGGCCAAGAAUCUCAGUGGCAAGUUUCUUUAGGUGCAAUCUUGCACCAGAAAAUGGUUUAGUUUUUGGACCUCUUAAGGAGUUAAGAUCAGAGGAAAAUCCAGACAUUUAUAGAGAAACUUCCAUCAAAGACUAUGUGGCUCAUUACUAUCACAAAGGCCUCAAUGGCAUCUCUGCUCUUGAACACUUCAAACUUUGAACAACAAUAAUAUGCAAAGUAAUUUGAAAUGUCGUCCUAUAAUUCCAUGUGUGAAAUCUCAAUAUUGUUUUCUGAUAUAUGAUGGUACAGUAGCUAGUCUGGAUGGAAAUAUCCAUCAAUAUGUUACAUAUAUCUGUAAACCCAAAGUUUCAACUUCCAUAUGUUAUAUGUUAAUAGAUAUCUUCAAUGUUAAAGAUUAUUCUAUAUAAAUACACAAAAUAUCAUGUAUUAUUCCCUUGGUGAA
Molecule: messenger RNA, 1430 nt
Organism: Cucumis sativus (cucumber)
Lineage: Eukaryota; Viridiplantae; Streptophyta; Magnoliopsida; Cucurbitales; Cucurbitaceae
Product: 1-aminocyclopropane-1-carboxylate oxidase homolog 6
Exons: 2
Coding region: 56-1186 (376 amino acids)
Source: RefSeq, a predicted model, not a curated record